AUGAUAACUUUUCUACCCAUCAUUUUUUCCAGUCUGGUAGUGGUUACAUUUGUUAUUGGAAAUUUUGCUAAUGGCUUCAUAGCAUUGGUAAAUUCCAUUGAGUGGUUCAAGAGACAAAAGAUCUCCUUUGCUGACCAAAUUCUCACUGCUCUGGCGGUCUCCAGAGUUGGUUUGCUCUGGGUAUUAUUAUUAAACUGGUAUUCAACUGUGUUGAAUCCAGCUUUUAAUAGUGUAGAAGUAAGAACUACUGCUUAUAAUAUCUGGGCAGUAAUCAACCAUUUCAGCAACUGGCUUGCUACUAGCCUCAGCAUAUUUUAUUUGCUCAAGAUUGCCAAUUUCUCCAACUUUAUUUUUCUUCACUUAAAGAGGAGAGUUAAGAGUGUCAUUCUGGUGAUGUUGUUGGGGCCUUUGCUAUUUUUGGCUUGUCAUCUUUUUGUGAUAAACAUGAAUGAGAUUGUGCGGACAAAAGAAUUUGAAGGAAACAUGACUUGGAAGAUCAAAUUGAAGAGUGCAAUGUACUUUUCAAAUAUGACUGUAACCAUGGUAGCAAACUUAGUACCCUUCACUCUGACCCUACUAUCUUUUUUGCUGUUAAUCUGUUCUUUGUGUAAACAUCUCAAGAAGAUGCAGCUCCAUGGUAAAGGAUCUCCAGAUCCCAGCACGAAGGUCCACAUAAAAGCUUUGCAAACUGUGAUCUCCUUCCUCUUGUUAUGUGCCAUUUACUUUCUGUCCAUAAUGAUAUCAGUUUGGAGUUUUGGAAGUCUGGAAAACAAACCUGUCUUCAUGUUCUGCAAAGCUAUUAGAUUCAGCUAUCCUUCAAUCCACCCAUUCAUCCUGAUUUGGGGAAACAAGAAGCUAAAGCAGACUUUUCUUUCAGUUUUUUGGCAAAUGAGGUACUGGGUGAAAGGAGAGAAGACUUCAUCUCCAUAGAUUCACGGGAGGGGCAUUGUGUGUCUUCUAGCAGGAAACAAACUGGUGGUGUAUGAAACAUUUUAUAUUUCUUACUGGUUUUUCUAUACUUUAUGUGUAUGAAUAAUUUCCAAACGUAUACCUAGAAAAGUCUUUGACCUAAUGGCAGUCUAGAAAAAAUAUAUAUAUGUGUGUGUGUGUGUGUGUGUGCGUGUGUGUGUAUUUGUGUAUGAAAACUUAACAUUGACAAUAACACGCUCUUUUCUGUUUUUCCAUACAAACUGCCAAAUUAUACAAAAUAUGACAAAAAUUUCUUAGAAUUUUGAAGCCAUGUAUAUUUUAUUCAUGUAUUUUUUAUUUCAUUUGUAGAAUUUGCAAUGUCUAUUUAUAAUUAUUAAGAAAUAAGAGCUUAUCCCCGGAAAAAUAUUGCUCUUUUCUAUUGUUAUUUGAACCACAGGAAUACACCACAUUGUGCUUAGAAUUCAUUGCUUGAACCUCGAAUUUAUUGGAUGGUACAGUCAUUCAAUUCUAAAUCAAUAAUGAGGAUGUAUCCUCGGUGUUUUAUUCCAUUAUGAAUUUCUAUUUUAUGUUUAGUAAAAAGCAAUGAGAAUUAUUGUUAGAAAACAAUGCACACAAUAGAAUUUGAGUGAGAAGCAUAUGCAGAGUAAAUUUAAUGUAUGUCUACCAUAAGCGGUACUCAGGAAUAUUAGAUUUCAUAUGUGAAUAGCUUAGGAAAAAAUCCCUUCUCUAAUAAAGGGAUGAAAUAUCAUGAUCAAGAUCUGGAUUGGUAUCAUCAGUUAUGCAUAUGCAGUUAGAAACGUCAUUUCUUCCGCUUUUGAAUUAAAGAAAAGCUGUUUUUGAAGUUGAGAUCUCAUGUAAAUUAUUUUAGUAUUCUUUCUAAAGCACUUUUAAGCCCCUGAUUUGCUAAUUAUAUCCUUACCUUCCGUUUGUAAAAUUCCUUCUAAACUUCAGAUAAGAGAACUCAAAUCCUCUCUUUUUGAAAAAUAAAAUCAAUGUAAAUAUAGUAUAGAAAUUGUGGAAAAUAUUUCAGUCAAACAUUUUGUAAAUGUUAAAAUAGUAUCUGUGAACCCUAUGUAUUAAGCAUGGGAUGAGCCGUAACUUUGUAAUUUUGUCAUCAAUGAUGAAAUGAAAGGGUGUUGACAUAUUCUUUAAUAGGAAGUUCUAUUAUAAGAAAGAAAUGUACAGUCCUGUUCACAGCUAAAUUCUAUUACGUUCAUUAAUACUUUAAUGAACAAAUAAAUGGGUGGCUAAAAUGGGUAAGCUGAUGUGGUAAACCAAUGAAAAGGAAACUCAUCACAAAAUCUGCAGUUGCAUGAAUUCCCCUGUUCCGGUCUCAGGUUAAGAUUACAGGCUUAUCCAAGCAGAAUCCUUCCUCUAAGGAAAAGUUUGGCUAUUCCACAAUUUUAGGGGAAAUAUCACAAUAAUAUAGUCUUGAUGCAGCUGUAUCAGGUGUCUGAGUUGGAGACAAGGUAGAACAUCAAAAUUAGAUGGCACCUAUUACAAUAGUUUGAAAAAUCAUAUAAACAACUUUGGUCUAUUUGAAUUUUUUUUUCUAUUGUCAAUUAUAUAUUUGUAUUAUGAUAUUUUCUAGUUGACUAUUUAAAUAAAAUGGCAUUUCAUUUCAAAAACUUGAGUUAGUAACCAGCUACUUUACCAAAAUGUUUUUAAUGUAAUACCUGUUAUUACAGUGCUAACAUUUAUUUAGAAGUCAAAUUCAAGACAAAAAUGGCAAGGACGUGUGGAAAUUGAGACAGGAAGAAAUGUGAAACAAUGUGUGGUGAUGUCUGGUAUGACUCUGCUGGCAGCCACUUCAUAGUGAGGUGAGAGAGACAGCAUGACGGUCAUCAGAUGCGUGUACUUGGCUUCCAGCACUUUUUCCAGAAGGGCUACAGGGGGAAACCACAGCUGGCAUUAGUCCGUGGAAGUGAGAGAGGAGGGAGAAUGUAUCUGCUCAGCUGUCAUUAGUCUUCUAUUUCUUAUUGGUCAGGGUUUCCUUGAGGCAGAACUAUCAUCUCUGUUGUUCUGUCUUCCAUCAUCCAGUCCCUUGGUGGUGGUCAUGAAAGUCAGACCUUAUGCCCACAGUGUGGUGAUGCAUUCAAGUCCCAAAUGGAAUGAUGACCUGGAUCGGGCAAGGUACUAGCCAGGGGAAUAGGACAUAGUGAAGGGAAUCUAAGAAAGCACAUGUUUGUGUCCAAUACCAUCACUCCUUGUGCCACCGAGGCGUGCUCAUACCCUCCAGUCAUGGCUGGCUUUAUGAGCAUAUGACGUCCACAGUUGCGUAGGGUUUUGUGCUUAUAGGGACUUGUGUUUAGAGGGACUCUAUGCUUGGAUUAAUGUUCUCCACUUGCUGUUUUGUUUUUCACACAGAGGAUACUCCUCUGCUGAAGAGGGAAUGUUCUUGCACUAAUUCCAUAGGGAUUUGCUCUCCUGUCUCCUACAGGCUUGUCAGAGACAUGCACAGAGUCCUAUAAUGACCACUAUGUAUGUUUCUAGCAUCUUUGAAUCCUGCUGGAUCAUCUGGCACAGUGGCCAGAGCAGCUUGGAGCAGAGUCUAUAUCUUCUGUAGAGCCCUCUUUUGUUCUGGAUUCCGCUUGAGACCAGUAGCCUGGGAAACUUCAUUAAUGAGUCAGAGCUAUAUUCUCAAAUGUGGAAUAUGUUGUCUCCAAAAUCCCAAUAGGCCCCCAAAAUAUUGUGUCUCUUUUGUAGUGAUAGGAAAUUUAUAGAGAGAGCAACAUGCCAUAUACUGUAAAAAAGAUUGUUUCAACAUGUGUUCUAGGGACACUGAAUGCUUUAAAACAUCACCUAUGCUGUAGGUCCCUGAAUGUUCUCAGGUUGAUUUCUUUUCUUCUGGUAUUUUACUUCCAUUCAUCGUUAGAGUAUUUUACUAUAGUUAAGAAACUUGCCACUUCCUGAUUAUUGUACCAAGUAAUAUAUUAUUAUUAUUAUUGCUAUUAUUUUGAGACAGGGUCUCAUUCUGUCCCUGAGGCUGGAGUUCAGUGGCAGGAUCACAGCUCAUUACAGCCUCAACCUUCUGGGCUCAAGUGAUUCUCCCACCUCCGCAUUGCUAGCAGCUGGGACUGCAGGGGCACAACAUCACGCCUGGCUAAUUUUUGUAUUUUCUGUAGGGCUAGGAUUUCACAGUGUUACCCAGGCUGGUCUCAAACUCCUGGGCUCAAAUGAUCUUCCCGUGUCGGCCUCCUAAAAUGAUGGGAUUACAGUCAUGUGCCACAGGGCCUGGUCUGUAAUAUUAUUAAUAUAUUAAAUAAUCACGAUGUUUUAAAAAA
Messenger RNA from Pan troglodytes (chimpanzee), 4214 nucleotides. RefSeq names its product taste receptor type 2 member 43. The transcript has a single exon. The coding region runs from base 1 to 930 and encodes 309 amino acids. Gene Ontology annotation, molecular function: G protein-coupled receptor activity; bitter taste receptor activity. Gene Ontology annotation, biological process: detection of chemical stimulus involved in sensory perception of bitter taste; G protein-coupled receptor signaling pathway; sensory perception of taste. Gene Ontology annotation, cellular component: membrane. The record is from RefSeq and is a predicted model, not a curated record. NCBI's taxonomy places the organism in Eukaryota, Metazoa, Chordata, Mammalia, Primates, Hominidae.